Molecule: messenger RNA, 3873 nt
Organism: Oncorhynchus keta (chum salmon)
Lineage: Eukaryota; Metazoa; Chordata; Actinopteri; Salmoniformes; Salmonidae
Product: GAS2-like protein 2A
Exons: 6
Coding region: 761-3601 (946 amino acids)
Biological process (GO): regulation of microtubule polymerization or depolymerization; microtubule bundle formation; protein localization to microtubule plus-end
Cellular component (GO): cytoplasm; stress fiber; actin filament
Molecular function (GO): microtubule binding; actin filament binding; cytoskeletal adaptor activity
Source: RefSeq, a predicted model, not a curated record
UGUUCAAAUGACUUCUGUUCGCAAUCUAGAUUGUCAAUGUAUGCUCCAUGUAACUAUGCAUGGAAUUAUUUGUAAAGUAGUAUUUUGUCUUUACCCAUCAACCCAGAACUAUUCUUGUGGCUUUUUUCAAAGGUAUAAAGAAAUCUCUACACCAUUUACAAUUUGCGUUUGAAUAGUGAAGGGGUGGGGGAGGGUGGAAAUGUACACUAAGAAUUCCAAUGUGCAAGCAUAUCACCUUGAGUGUCUGACAAUGUAAUUCAGUUACUACACCUCAAUAUUUAAAUGUAUGUAAUGUAUGUAACGAGAUUAUAUAAAAGGUGUAACAAGUGGCGUCCAGCUACAAAAUAAGUAAGAACAUUAAACAAGUUUUGGAAGGAAUUUUGAACUUGUUGGGGGGGAGGCUGGUCGUGAAAUGGUUAAUGGAAUGUUUGGAAUGAGCUUGUUACCUUGUAACCAAGGAGAGUACCACAGAAGCCACUACAAAACAAACUGGCAGCCUGGGUAGCUAGAGAAACUUAAGUGUAGACAGAUUUCAGGUUGAUUUUGACUAUUUCGAACAUUUAAUGACUUUAUAGUCGAGCAUUUUACACUGUAAAUCACAAACGUUAGCUGAACUAGCUAGCUACGCGUUCAAACCGCAUGAAAUAAGUGGAACCAGGUGAAGGUUGAGGCAAUAAUAUAUUUGCGAUACUACUUUCACGAUAGUUUUGCCUCAUGUCGUGACUUCUCCGCUUGAAGUGUAUAUUUCAUAUUGAUCACAAUGUCCACCGGGAUUCAUCAUGCCACAAAUCAAAGCAUCAAGCCCUUCAAGUCUAGCGAAGAGUACCUGUAUGCGAUGAAGGAGGAUUUGGCAGAAUGGUUGAGAGAUUUGUACGAGAUCGAUAUUGACGUGAACAACAUACUGGAGGCGCUCGAGACGGGCGCGGUCCUCUGUUCCCACGCCAAUAAUGUCACACGAGUGGCGGGAGAGUUCAUUCAAAAGUACGGGAUGGUGCGACAGGUCCAGCUGCCAACGAACGGUGUCACGUUCGUAAAUUCGGCCCAACCUGCAACUUUCCUGGCCCGGGACAACAUCUCAAAUUUCAUCAGUUGGUGUCGAAAGCAUAUGGAUAUUAAAGAUGUGCUCAUGUUUGAGACAGAUGACCUAGUGCUGCGGAAAAAUGAGAAGAACUUUGUGCUGUGUCUGCUGGAAGUAGCCCGGCGGGCCUCUCGUUUCGGCAUGGUCGCCCCCGUGUUGAUCCAGUUGGAGCAAGAGAUCGAGGAGGAGAUCAGAGAGGAGCUGGAGUUGCCCCUGGAAAAGACCCCGCCACUAGCCAAACCCCAGCGGCGCACCUCCAACACUCAAAACCUGGAUGAGAUGGUCCAGUGCCUCAUUAGCCGCUGCACCUGCCCCACACAGUUUCCCAUGUUCAAAGUGUCCGAGGGCAAAUACAGGGUGGGGGACUCCAGCACACUCAUAUUUGUUCGGAUCCUGCGUAAUCAUGUGAUGGUGCGAGUGGGUGGAGGUUGGGACACCCUGGAGCACUAUCUGGACAAGCAUGACCCCUGUCGCUGCACCUCUAUCACCCAUAAGCUGGCCCAGCGCCCGGGCACGCCGGUCCACGAGAUCAAAGGCAGGUUGCCGGGGCGCCCAGACGGCCAGGGUCCAACCAUGCCUACCAUGCUGAUCAUGAGUCGCCACGCCCAGACCCCCUUCCAGCCCGUCCUCUGGACCCCCUCCGAAGCCCCCUCCAUCUACUCCCCCAGGGGCCUGAGGCCAGCCAGGACAAGGGGUUCCCUAUCACCAGACACAGGGCUCAGAGCCUCUUGCUCCCCUAACAGAUCGUCCCUCUCUCCUGACCCAGGCCCCCGGUUCUCCAGGGAGAUGAAGACUACCUUUUCCAACAGACUGCGACAGAGUGCUUCCACACCCACUCUCCAGCACCACCAGUCUGGGCGUAAUGAUGACUCAGCACUCAACUCUUCCAUGAGGACAGGCAGAGAGGCCACACGCUCGUCCCAUGCCCCCCGCUUCACCAGCAGCCUGCCUCGGUACAUCCAACACUCCUCCACACCUCAGCCCAAGACUAAGCCCCAGGCUCAGAGGCCUAGAACCCCCCUGGUCUUCCACAGGUCCCCUGGGCAGCAAUCCUCCCUGCCCCAGCCCAGCCCAGAAAACGGGCUUACUCAAACCUGGACGAAGUCUCAGUUUGCCUCUAAGCUCAGGCAGAGCUCCAUGUUGGGUGGCAACAGCACAGAACCCUCAACCAGUACUGCCCCCCAGAGGAAUGGAGGAUCCAACACGGUAAGAGCUGCUACACCCGCCAGAUAUACCCCUGUCUGCCCCAGACAACCCACCAUCACUAUCCAGCAACCUGAAAACAUUGAUACUCUUCAAAAGAGCCCCGAUUUAAUUCGCACCUUCUGUCCAGCCAAAAACUUCUGGGAAGAAUCAUCUGGGGAAUGCCAAAUCAGGCCUUUCACACCCAUUGGAGGAAACCUGAGGGAUCCAAAUAAGACACCGACCCCUUAUGACAUCACAACCAACCCUUCACACAGCGAAUCCAACCAUGAGAGAUUGCAGGGCAUGACAAGACAGACUGCAUUUGGCUUUCCUGUCAAUGACAAGGCUUCUCACAAAAGCACUGUGGUGAGCCUUGAAGAGCCUGAGCAUCCAGAACUAUGUGGCAAAGUCUUUGUGGCAGGAGACAGAGCGAUAGACAAUGCUUACCUGUUUACUCCGCCCCCCAUCAGCCCAGCCCAGGAGGCCAGUCUGUACCAGAGUCUGGAGCACGAGAUCCUGUCCAACCUCCAGCAGCUCCGCGUCAACUCAGAUGACAGAAAACGCAAGCAAAACGGUCAAUACCAACCAUCUCAGAAUAUCGCUGAGAACGAUUAUGGUGGAUUCAGUACAGUUCUAGUUGGGUUCGAACCAUCUCCACAUACCUCAGCCUCUUAUGCCACACAUCCAGUUGAGGCCAGCUUUGAUGCAGUCAUCACUGAGCUCUCCAAAGGGAAUAGGCUGCUGGAAAAGGUGUGUGUGGAGAGCUGGGUGAAAACACUCUCUGGUAGCCCAACAGCUAGGGAGACUUGCAGCAACACAGAGGUGGUGAACUCCAGCUUAAACCUCAAAGUGGCCAAAGCCUGUGUAACCAGCUCCUGGUCCUCUAUGGGCUCCGGUGUCGAGUCCAAAGAGCUGCCUGCUGAUUCUACUUUCUCACCGGACUCUGGGAAUGGAGUAAGCAUUAACAUAAGGCGCAGGGUGACAGACGCCAAUUCACUUGUAGUGAACCCCAGAGCCACUACCAUAACAGGUCCUGAUAGCCUGUUGAACCCAAGCAAUGGGUCUUUCAGGCAGAAGAGAACCUUGAAGAAACCAGAGAGUGUGCCCUCCAUCUACAAGCUGAAGCUCCGGCCAAGGCACGACUACAGACCAGGUAAGAAGCCCUCGCGAAUCCCCACCCCAAUCUCCUACAAAGAGGGUCACCUGCGGGGUACCCUGGAGGGUCCAGAAGGGACACACACACCUAGACGAGCAUCACACACCUCCCUCAGGCAGGCAGACAGGGUUCCACAGAAAUGUAUCAGAGCUACAGGCAGCAUGGCUACAAAGCCACAGUGAGGCUAAGGUAGUGGCAAAUGCUUCAAUCGGUGACAGCAGAGGACCCAGAGCAGAGUCCCGAGUCUAAUCCCUUACAUUUCGCUUCCAUAGCAAAUUGCAGUACUCAAGGGAAAAAUACUCUAUUUGGAUGGUAAUGUACAGGUACUGUACUACAUUUAUUUUUGGUUAAAGCUGAAUUAAUGCAUCAGACCACACAAAGUAGUGGUGAAAGAUUAUCUGCAUUCAGUGGCGCGUUCGCCUCAACAAAUAAAGGUUUUCAACUAUAAUGCUCA